UUUAAAUAUCUUCAGAAUGAAAACAGACCAAGCUGCUGUAACAAAAUUACUUCAACAAUGGGACCAUGGAUCAAAGAGUGUACGUUCAAAAUUCUGCAAGAUUUUAUCGCUCAAAACCAAGGAAAAACUGGCCCAGAACUGGAACUUGAAUUUGCCCAUGCAGCAAGUUUGUUUCUAACAAGGCUGACAGCAUGGUUACGGCUAACGUAUCCUUUACAAGUCUAGGGUUGGUAUUGAUAAGUUGUUAAUAGGAAAUACGCACACAUCGAGGGAUGCAACAGGGUGCCCAGAUAAUCAAGAUUUCUUUUUUAAUUACUGUUGAAAUACAUUUAGUUUCAAUAUACCGAUUUCGAUAUGUUAAAAUUCAAACGUGGCUUCUAGGCUUGGGUGAAUAAAAUACAUGAAAAAACUUUGAAGUUCAGGAAUUAAUAAAAAUUAUUUUCCUUUUGUUUCAUUUACCCAAGCCUUGUAUCCAAGUUUGAAUUCCAGUAUACUGAAAUUGGUCUUUUGCAUGCCAACUACCUCUUGUGUUAUAAGGGCAAGAAUCGAAAGUUGAUUGAAAAUUAAGAUUUCUACAAAGAGUGUUGUUGGAAAAAUGUUAUCAGGGUGCAAAGAAAGUCAUUUUUGCAGUUUUUCAUUUGAGCAAACUGAAGCUAGCAUUUGAUUUACUGGUGCAAACGUCAUUUCAACUAGCUCCAAAAACUUGUUUACAAGUAAGAUUGAUUUCACAGUUCUAUUGUAAUUGGAAUUCCUUAAAAAACUUCACUUGCUUGUCGGUCAAGUUAAGAAAAGAAUAGCAAAAGCCACUAGCCCCUAGAUAUCGGACACUACUUUCUUUGCACACUACGUCAUGCAAAACUAAUGUAAACCCUUACCCUUAGGUCCUCACAGGUUAGUGUACAGUCAACUCCCUCUAAGAUGGACACCUUGGAGACCAAUUCCAUGCGUGCGUCCAUCUUAUAUAGAGAGUCAACUAAAAGGAGUAAAGAAAGGCAGGGACUAACUCUAGGUGUCCAUUUUAGUGAUGUGUCGGUCUUAUAGUGAUGUCCAUCAAGGGAGAGCUGACUAACAUUGUUAAUAUCCUUGACAUACUAUCUUGCACUACAAAAGUUACAUGCUUGGGACGUGUGUUCAGUUACAGCUUCAAGCCAUCGCUAUUUUUGUUGGCUCAUCAAGCGGGUGAGUCUGUCUUUACUGUCUUUUCUAUAUCCCAGGGAGAGUACUCCGGAUUUCAAGUGACGGGGCUGAUCAAAUGGGGGCAAAAAUCAAACGCCCCCCAAAAAUCCAUAGGGCUUCCAACAAAGCCGAAAAAAAUCCCUGGACCAAAAAUUAGCCCCAAAAAUGUCCCAUGCCAAAUUUCCAAGCCCAGAAUAAUGUUUUUUGUUUUUGUUUCUUUCAGGCAUAAAUUUUUGGCAGAGUUCUUGGAAGUUGGUGGUGUUUUAACUGUUCUUGAAAUUCUUGGCCUUAAGCAGGCAAAGGAGGUAACAUUCUAUCUUCCUUAAUGCAUAUAAUGUUCAAGCGUGGAUCCAGGAACUCAAGUGACUGUUAUUGCAAGCACUAAAGGGUCUUUAAUUGAAGAGGCUCUAGGUCUUGCAUCGCCAAGAAAGUUUUGUAAAUUUUAACACUUGCAAAAAUCAUUUCAUUUUAUUCUCAACAAUUUAACCAUUAAAUCUGUACAAUGGUUGAAACCAUUCUUAGGCUCUUUGCCUGAUAUAUUAAUUUACAUAGAGAAACCCUAAAAUGUUAAUGAACGUGGUGUUAAACUAUCUUACACAAGCUGAGAAUAGCAAAGCUAAAAUUCAUGCAUUUGCAGAAGUCAAGAGUGCUUCCAAGCAAGGUAAAAGCAAAGAAGGUUUUUCCUAGGCUUGCCAAGUGUUAUCUUUGCCUUACUGUGUAGUUUUCUAAUUUUGACAUGUGUGCAUAUAGGAAGACAAAGCCCAGGCAUUAAAGGUGUUGAUGUGUGUCUCAAACUCUGGCAGAAGAUACAAAGAACUAAUUUGUGAGAGCUUUGGUAAGGGAAGUGUAAGAAAUCCUAUCAACUAAACAUACAAAUAGAAUGAGCUUAAUUCCAGACAUUCUCUGGUAAAACUCAUGAAGAUUAUGGUGGAUAAAAACUGCCUGGCAUUGGAGGGAAGGUGUAGAAGAUGAUCAAGAAAACUCGGAAAAAGUGAUCUGUAAAAGCUGUUCCUAGAAUGUAACUUCAUUCCCUACAGUAUCACUACCUUUUACGGAGACCUUCAUUCACUUUAACUGAAAAGUUUAGACUCAUAGAGAUUGCAAAUUAUGUAAGACAUUUGCUUAUGAAAUAAGGAAGAGAAAGGAAUGGGGCAUUAUUGCCCCUCCCUGUAAAAUAAAGCCCCCUUCCCCCUCUUCCCCAUAGAUCUACUAAUGGAGUUGCUAUCAGUGAUAAGUGAGAGUGAUCACACUCUUUUAAAUGUUUGUUCCAAGGUAUCAGGGCUGUAGCUGAAUGCUUGGCAAAGUCAAAUUCAGAGGAGACCCAAGAUUGUGCCAGAAAUUUACUACAACAACUCUCUAGUGUAAGUAAUUUUCAGUUUUUGUGUUCUUGAAAUGGCCAAAGAUAAUGCAGUGUAAUCUCUAUGUGCUUUGACCUCUCAUAAGCAACCCCUUUUACAAUUAGUAAUCACCUAUCCAAAAGAGCAAAGUCAGUUUUCCACUCCUAAGGCACUUUAGUCAAAACCUCUUGAAUUAUUUUGAAACAUUAAAUGUUUCAAAAUAAUUCAAGAAGUACCGGUACAAAUGUAAGCAUAUAAGUAUAAGUACCGGUACCUAAGAUGGUAUUGAAGAUGAUGACGAUGAUCGAUUAUCAGACAAUGAGAGCAAUAAUCGUGACAAGAAGAUAAGCAGGGCUGUCAUUAAGAGCCGGGGGCUGGGGAUUUCCCUCGGCAAUUUUGAGUGUGGCCACCACGCUGGCUACUUAUAUCGGAAAAUAGUAGAGAAAUGGAACCAAAAGAAAUCCCUAGCUGUUUGAUUCCCUGCCUACUUGUUGUAUUUACCCGGCAACUUGAAAUCUUAGUGACAACCCUGAUAAGUGACUGCGAUUAUGAUUAUGAUGAUACGUGAUAAAGAUAAUUUUUUCUAGGGAAACCCAAAAUAUGAAAGUCAAGUCUAUAAAGCACUUAUUGCCUUGUUAAAGUGUGUGUCUCCAAAGGCACAACAGAUGGCUGCUCAAACUCUGAGAAUAGUUCAGGUUGGUGUAGUCAUUCUUUAAUCACUUCUUUUAUCCGCAUACAAAUUCUCCAAACUGAUCUCCAUACAUUUCCAUAAAGAAUUAGUUGAGAGAAUUUGAUAAUAGAUCAAGGCAUUUUCUCUUUGGUGAUCUUUUUGUCAAUUCUCAUGACUUAUCUCUUGAUAGUGCAUGGAUAUCGUUAGGAGAAAAUUGAUCUUGGUCACUACUGGGACUUAAAGGGUUAAAGGUUUUAAGCUUCAGUAGUAACCAGUUUCUUAUUCCAUAUUGGGAUAUUGGUACUUCAUCAAACUUACAUGUCAUAAGAAUAAAAUCUAAUGUGAUUAGUGUGCAAGCAUAAAAAUUCUCAGUCUAUCAGAAGGAAUAUGUUGAGAACAAAAGACAUUGGACAAGAUGCACUAUCUAAACCAGCACUAGAAAUUUUAAUUUCCUAAGUGAAUGCAGUCUUGGUGGGGACCCAAUGUCUAAUUUAAAAUAUUUCUUUACACACAAUGUAGCCGUAGCUAUUAAAGAGAUACCUAAUACAGGUAAAAAGAUUGGCUUUCCAUUGUCAACUCCCUAAUUGAGACUAAAGUAUGGAGUUUCUACCACUAAAGGAGGCAACUAGCAUCCUGUCACUUUUUUUGGAGUCAUGCUUGACCCCCGGAGAUUAUUACUGAACAAUAUUUUUGAAGUGGCUUACAAGUAUAAAUAAUCGCAUUACUUCAAGGUACAAGCAUAUUGUCAAGAGAUCAAGUUUCAAGUUCAAGUUUAUUUGUUAUACACAUGACCACAUAUUAAUCAUUACACUAUUUAUUCCCUUACCAGCCUGUGGUCGGAGCAGCAAACCCAACCAUCGUGGAACCUGUAUUGAUGCUUUUAAGAUCCCUGCACCUGGAAGUUCAGUAUGAAGCCUGUGAACUCAUCAAAGACUUAAUGCAGUAUGAUGUACAACACUCUCUGUUAAAAGGCUUAGUGGCAUUACUAAAACCUACCAAGGAUGAGAUCAAAGACAGUUCAGAGACAUCCUUCACAGGUUUGAUGCGUGAUCUGUACCUGGCCCAUGGGUGUCACUUUGUGGCUGCCUGUAAAAUUAUAUAACCUUGGGUAAUGUGCAGCUGUAGAGUCAAAUUUCUACAUUACUCUUUUAAGUCCCAAGAGGGACCAAUGUCAAUUUUCUCCUAACACUGGGAAACUGCCCACCUACUCCUCCCCUAGGCUAACAUUAACACUUACUUCUCACUUAGCGCAAAAUGAUGGCUUAGGGGAGGGAAGGUGGGCAGUUUCCCCCAAAACCUAAAUCGAUCCAAUUGUGGCACAAAACUUAUCUGAUAUGUGACACUCCACUUAUGAGAUCAAUGAAGCUAAGCCUCAACUCCUUUACAGAAAUCACGCCAAUUUUCUCCCAGGUAAUCGAAAAAUCUUAGUCUUUUUUCAUAUAAAUCAAAUGCUGGGCAUCCUGGAUUUCACAGACUCAGAGCACUGGGCUCCUUUCAAAUUUUCACCACAUAGAAUACUUUUGCUUUUCUCUGAUAGAUCCUGAUGCACCACAGCUCCAGGCCCCACUACCUGUGUUUGUACAGCAGGCAGCAGCUGCUAAAAUGAUCGGGUGCGGCAAGUCAUUUAUAGUGGUAGUAUAAUAAAAUUGUAAUGUUGGUGAUGGGGCUGAGAGUGAGGGUUGACAAAGGAACUGUAGACAAAUUUCCUGCAUCUUUAAUAAUCUGUGAGGAGUUUGCCUGUAACGUAAUCUAACCCCGUUUAGUAACAUCUUUGAAGCAGCACUGAUAUCCUUGUUCAGAGCCCUUAACGGUCUCAGCGAGCUACCGGAAAUGUGUUUCAAAUUCUUUCAACCUGGCAAGUACUCAAAUCCUGGUAGACAGGUGGGGACCCAGAACAAAGAUUUGGGCGCCGUUUUGCAGACGGACUUAACCAGAACAGUUUGGUUCCCUCUGUGGCGCAAGCUAGAGAUUGCCUUCAAGUUGUAUGGUACAAAAAUAAUGUAAUGCAGUGAAAGAUAAUUUGUAGAAUUUAUCUGCUGGUCAAAGGGAACAUGGAGACAAACUAGCAUACCAGUGUAUUGGGUAAAUUCUUCAGUAACGUCAGAUUGAAUGUUUUUUUCUAAAUUUUAUUUCCGUUAGUACUUUUAGUAGGGAAUAAUGCUUGGCUUUUUUUAUUAUAUGAAAUUAAAAGAGGGAAACCGAACUAAAACCUGAGAAUUCGUGUUAACGGAGUCUGGAAAAUUAUUGAUACAAUCGCCGUGAGGCACUUUAUUAUGUAUUUUACAAUUUUUUCUUUAGAUAAUUUUGUAUUGAUUUUUUUACUUUAUUUUCAGAAUCCUGGCUAAAGAGUCAGCAAAAACAUCAGAAAGUCUUGUUCAGGUAGAAACAAAAUCGGUGCAUUAAUUAAUUUUCUGUCAGUUCGAAAUAUUUUUUCGCUAACGAAAUUAUUUGAUUUCGAUAAAGCUACGAACUGUCCAUGGAUUGUUGUUUGCUAUGGGAAAUACUCUACACGCUGACAGUCAAAGACAAUCAGGAAUUGCUUUGGAGGUGGGUGUGGCUUUUUACUACAAGAUCUCAACUCUCCCUCGGGGAUAGUCAACAACGUUGUAUACGGGAAAGCUCCGCCCCGGGGUCUAACCCCUUAUCCUUUUAUAUACCAUUUUUGGCAGAAGAGCACCCCUUUCUUAUACCUUCUAUAGACAAAUGGUACCCUUUGCGGGUGGAGCCUUCCCGGUUAGGCCAUUAUAGGGAGUACCACCUGGGCAAUAUUCUGACAACAUUUGUUGUGAAUAUUAACUGCCGUUCUUUGUCAUUUAGUACAAGAUCACUUUUUAUAACAACAAGGAAUAUUUUAAGGGAGUGAAUAUGUUUGUGAAAAGUACAUGACAUUACCGAUGUGUAAUUUUUCUACAGUUUUUCGUGCGAUCCUUUCCUCUGGUGAAUGAUCGAGUGCGCGAAGCCCUUGGUGACACAUUUUACGAAGAAUUCAUGGUACGUCUUGAAAAUUUGAAAGGCUUGACCGUAAAUUUCUUGUUCUAGGUGUUCAAAUAGUGGGGGCGGCGCGAAGAAAAGUGUGUAGGAAACAAAACAGCGUAGGCGAUUGGAGGUAGGAUGAGAACGUCCUUUCACGUCCGUUUUUCCGCUUUUUUUAAAUCCGCUCUCUUUUGCGCGACACUCUCCACUAUCUGAACGCCUGAAAUUAAUAUACUGUGUGUGUGUGGCCUGCGCGCGUGGCACACAGGUGCUCGAGUGGAAACGGGAAAUUUGUAUCGGGGAAUACGAGAAGGGCACACGCGUAUCGCGCUCGAUUUCUCUUCUUCUCGAUUCUUCGGCUCUUUGAACGUCUGCCACGCAAGCUUAUGUAGAUUGUCUUUUUAAAGUUGAAAUAUGUAAAAAGCCGUACAAAAGACGUAGAAAAUAAUAGGUUAUAUGGUUUUUAUUCCUUUCAUCCAGUCGCAUCCAGACAGCAUGUACGUAAAUAUGACAGCUAUACAAGCGGAUGUACUGGUCUCAAACAAAGUCAAUAUACCUGGAGGU
This is a messenger RNA of Porites lobata, 6720 nucleotides long. The record is from the annotation of a GenBank genome assembly. Lineage: Eukaryota; Metazoa; Cnidaria; Anthozoa; Scleractinia; Poritidae.